Microstroma glucosiphilum is the source of this 1848-nucleotide messenger RNA. RefSeq names its product Protoporphyrinogen oxidase. Gene Ontology annotation, cellular component: mitochondrial inner membrane. The transcript has 3 exons. The record is from RefSeq and is a predicted model, not a curated record. Gene Ontology annotation, molecular function: protoporphyrinogen oxidase activity, oxygen as acceptor. Gene Ontology annotation, biological process: heme biosynthetic process. NCBI's taxonomy places the organism in Eukaryota, Fungi, Basidiomycota, Exobasidiomycetes, Microstromatales, Microstromataceae. Bases 1 to 1848 code for a protein of 615 amino acids.
AUGCACCUGUUGCCAACGCAAUCUCUGCGCGCACGGAGCCUCGCUGAACUUCGGCCAUACCCUACAGGUGGUCCUCGACUUCCAAUUGCUGUCGUUGGAGGAGGAGUAGCAGGUCUUACAGCUGCCCUCCAGCUGUCACGGCGACUACCCCCUGACAGACGUAUCAUACUCUAUGAGGCGCAACAGCGACUGGGUGGCUGGAUCGAGAGCGACGUGGUUGAAUUUGAAGGCAGGCAAUCGGGAGCAGGUAGCGUGGUCCUCGAAGGUGGACCCCGCUCGAUUAGACCCAAAGGGCUCAGUGGGUGGACCAUGGUUGAGCUGAUUCACUCGUUGGGUCUGAUGGACCGUCUCAUCAUCGUCCCAUCGACUGCAUCAUCCGCGCGCAAUCGUUUCCUGAGCUUUCGUGGUCGUCUGAACAGACUUCCAUCGUCGCUGACUUCAGCAUUGCAAGCUCUCUUCACGCUGCCUGUAUUGAGGUCUUUGUUCCCUUCCAUCAUACCAGCUCUCAUCUUGGAACCAUUCCGCCCUUCACGCUUCCAGCGACCGGCUUCUGAAUCCAAGGAAGAAGUCGCGAGACAACGCGCUAGAGAACACCUGCUAGAUGAGAGCGUCGAGUCUUUCAUGCGUCGUCGUCUUGGUAACGAAUUUGGAGGCAGGCUCACCAACAAUAUUCUCUCUGCAGUCAUUCACGGCAUCUACGCCUGCGACGCGCGCUCGCUCAGUGUUAGGAGUGCUUUACCUUUCUUGUGGGAAACAGAGCAGAAGCACGGAUCUUUGCUGAGAGCACUGCUGCCAGCCAACAAGACCGACGCCGAUAACGCGGAAAUCAAACGGAUCAAGGACUUGAUCGGACCCCAGUACUCAAAAGCUUUGGACUCAGCUAGCGUCUACAGUUUCAAAUUCGGUGUCGGUGAAAUCACCAGGUCCAUUCGAGAGGAGCUGCUCCGCAGGCCCAAUGUGGAGCUUCGGGUGGGCGAACCAGUGAAGACUAUUCGAUACGAUGACUCGGGCACGUCUAUUGUCACAUCUACUUCUGCUUCGGAGCGAGUCUCUCGCGUUGUCUCGUCACUUCCUGCUACCGCUCUCGCUACUAUUCUCGACGACUCUUACGCAUCUCCCACACUGCAAGCCUUGCUACGAUACAAUCCCUCUACAACGGUCGGAGUCGUCAACUUUGCCAUUCCCGCCGGUCUUGCUCGCGCUGUUGCUCCGGAAUGUCUCUUCCUCAACAAGCGUGCGCACCAUGUCACUGGCGAUGGCGCUUUUGGUUUUUUGAUACCACGGUGUGAGAGCCAAGGCCUCGAAGCAGGAGGGCGCAAGGAGGAGCCUACCAACCCGGAAGGCGUCCUCGGUGUCGUGUUCGAUUCGGACGCCGUUGCUGGCCAGGAUCAAGCAGACGGUGGUGUCACCAAGUUGACGGUCAUGGUCGGGGGACCGCAUUUCACACAACCAAUGAGCGCCGCGGCGAAGAGCGGCGGGAGCGCAUCAGCUGCUCCAUUGCCAAGUGAACAAGAGAUUCUUCGUCGCGCUGUCAGCGCGUUAGACCGCCAUCUCGCCAUCCCAGUGUCUUUGACCACACACGAGGAAACGGUGGCACGCGCUCGUCUGCAGCGACAUUGCAUCCCAACUUACCUCCCCGGGCACUUCUCUCGUAUGCUGCAAUUACAUUCCGAACUUCAGAGGAUGGAUCAAAUCACUGUUGCAGGAGCCAGCUAUAUCGGUGUCAGCUUGAACGACGUUGUCAGGUCUGCCAAGGCCACUGCAGAUAACAUCGUCGAGGCAGAAGCGCAAGGCAAGCUAGGAGGAGUGACCGGACUCGAAAGCUUCGUCGAAAACGCAAGAGGGUGA